This is a messenger RNA of Temnothorax curvispinosus, 3586 nucleotides long. Its product is annotated as DIS3-like exonuclease 2. The record is from RefSeq and is a predicted model, not a curated record. The transcript has 8 exons. The coding region runs from base 468 to 3284 and encodes 938 amino acids. Gene Ontology annotation, biological process: miRNA catabolic process; mRNA catabolic process. Lineage: Eukaryota; Metazoa; Arthropoda; Insecta; Hymenoptera; Formicidae. Gene Ontology annotation, cellular component: P-body; exosome (RNase complex). Gene Ontology annotation, molecular function: RNA binding; 3'-5'-RNA exonuclease activity.
AUCGAACGGCCAAUCGUGCCAAUGGCAUGGUCGUCGUCGCGCAGCUCGUCCAAUGAACGACGGGGACGAUCCACGUGACUCACGUGACCCACGUGCGCACGACGAUCUCUCAUUUCGGCUCAUCUUGGCCUAACGGGGCCCUAACCCAAAUUCUCGCCUCGUCGCGCAUUCUCGCCAAUCUAACGCUAACGGACCGUGUAUUUAUCUUUUUUUUCCCUUCCCUUCAAUGUGACCCGAGCCACCCGAGGUAACAGCAGGCGGUGCAAGUGCGGUAAAAGUCGGUGGUUCCCAGUUGAUCCAUGCGGAGAUCGUUUUUAACUCUUGACACACACGUAGAAAGUACAAGCCUUAUCUGUGAUCUGUUCUUUUGUAAUCUGUAUCUUUCUUUCCGAUUGUGUUCCGCGUUAGAUAUACGACUAAUGAUUCUUUUAUCGUCGCUGCCCCGAUAGCUCGUUCUGUCGCCGAUCAUGCCCAAGUGCUUGAGAGUUGACAAAUCCGUGAGGAAAGCCGAGGACGGAUCUCACCGCAGGCGUCACGGUAACACGUGUAGGGAUGAACGAAAACGCUGCGUGCAGAGAACGAUUUUGAACUCCUUGACGAGCGAAGUGUUUAUCACUCGUUACGACGAAUUGACGGAACUCAGCGGGCAGCUCGCGGCUAAUCUCAAGAUCUCCUCGAGUCUCCAGUCCAAAAGGAGGAACACGAAAUCCGACGUAGCAGAUAAUAUCCAGGGACAAGUCGCAUCCAAAUCCUCAGAAGAUGCUGCGCAAGAUAAUACGACGCAUCCCUCACAGCGUGCGAGCACGUCUCAGGUCUUCUGGGACGUUUUCAACAGAUUGGAAGCGAAGCACAGCACUGCGGGGGAAUGUAACGAUUCUGCGAAAGAAGAAAGAAAACACGACAGGACGACGAUGGUGUCAGCUAACGACAAUUGCAGGACUAAAAAUAUAGUUACGAAUCAGGCUGAUACUCUCGAUAACAAAGGAAAAUGCUCGAGAUUGACAAGGGCUAAUACACGAAAUAAAACAGGAACGCAUGCGGAAAACAAAUCAAGCGCAGGGAAAGAAAACUGUGGUGAAAAAAUAAUAAAGAGCAAUCCGAAGAAGAAAAAGAAUACAGUAGUAGAGAAACCAAUCAGGAAGAUAUUUACAGAUCACAUACCCGUGCCGAGAAUGUUGAAUAUUUUAAGAAAGCAACCGUUCGAUGGUGUACAAUAUGUAACAGGAAAUCUCCGCGUGAAUCCUUCUUUUUACAAAUAUGCUUAUUUACGUUUGCAUAACGAAGAACGUGACCUGCUGAUCGUUGGUAUAUCAAAUAGAAAUCGUGCUUUUGAUGGGGAUCUGGUUGUGGCAUGCGUAAACCCUGAAAAAUUCUGGCACGAGUGUCCCGACGGAGAAAUACAAAAGACUGGUAAAAUUGUUUGCAUAUUAGAGAAAGUGCAUUCGAGACAAGCGGUUGGAUACUUAAAGAAGAAAGAAAAUUCGCUCCUGAUGUUUCACCCAAGAGAUCAGAGAGUACCGCUGGUUGACAUACUUCCUGAAUCUGUGCCGUCUUUAUAUCACGAUCAACCAGAACUUUACGAGAAUACAAUGUUUUUUGUUAAUAUCGAUUUUUGGGACCAGAUACAUGCAUCAGGGCGAGUUCUUUCGAUCGUGGGUAAAAGUGGCGAGAUAAACACGGAAUUAAACGCCAUAAUACUUGAAAAUAAUUUAGAUGUAUCUCCAUACCGAGAAACGUUAUUGAAAGGACUUCCAACUAGUGAUUAUACUUUAACAGAGGCUGACUUAAAAAAUAGAGAGGAUUGGAGGCACGAAUGCAUUUUUACGAUAGAUCCCGCGACAGCUGUUGAUAUAGAUGACGCCCUUUCUUGUAAAGUCUUAGAUAAUGGAAACUACGAAAUUGCUGUACAUAUAUCAGACGUUACGCAUUAUUUGGAAUUUUUCUCUCCGCUAGAUACAGAAGUUUUGAAACGAGCUACUACUAUUUAUUUGCCACACAUGACUUCUCAUAUGUUACCGGAGGAACUGUGUCAAGUUUGUUCUUUACUACCUGGUAAAGAUAAAUUAGCCUUUUCUGUGAUAUGGGAAAUAACGCCAGACGGUGAAGUCUUGAAACAUCGCUUCGCAAGGACUGUAAUGAGAUCGUGUUGUCAAAUGUCCUACGAAUCGGCUCAAGCCAUGAUCGACGAUCCGGAAAAGUCUUGGCCCGACGAUUUUCUCGACAUAAAGGGAGAUUACACGGCAUCGUUAUUAUCCGAUAUAGUGAACAAAUUAUUUAAAUUAUCCACACAGUUGCAAAAUAAACGAUUUGUUAACGGUGCGCUCAGAUUGGAUAAACCAAAGGUGGAGAUACGUAUAGAUCCCACGCUCAGUCAGGAACACGGGAUUCCGAUACCUGUAAACUAUUAUGUGCAUGAAAAACACGAUAGCAAUAGUCUUAUAGAAGAAUUUAUGCUGUUGGCAAAUAUGACAGUCGCCGCACAAUUGUACAAUAAAAUUCCCAAAACGGCUUUAUUGCGUAUUCAUAAAGCUCCAUCCAAGCACUGCCUCAAGACGGUUCAUAAUAUAUUGCAAAAGUACGGAAUUCAUUUGAAUACUGAAACAGCUGGAGCCUUACAAGCCAGCAUCCGUCGUUAUGAUUCAGAAAAUAAUUCUGUCGAUUUUAUGAAAUACGUUAUGAUGACUAUCGUAAAUAUGUGUUCAAAGUUUAUGAUGCGUGCAGAAUAUAUAUGCGCAUCUACCGUAUCUUUGCCGAGUGAUUUAAAACACUAUGCAUUAAAUGUGCCUCUUUACACGCACUUUACCUCUCCCAUUCGAAGGUAUUCCGAUUGCAUAGUCCACCGUUUGCUCGGUGCGACACUCGAAAAUAAACCUUUACCAGAAAAAUGGACGGUCAAGUUGUGCUCCAAAAUUGCAGCCAAUUGUAAUUUGAAGAAAUAUAAUGCGAAAUUAGCUCAGGAACAGAGCACGGAGGUGUUCUUCGCGUAUAUGGUAGGCCUUGCAGGCGGAUUUGAAGCGGCAGCUACUGUAAUAUACGUGAAGGAAGACGGUAUAGAAGUUAUGCUCUGUGAUACUGGCAUAAAAUUAAGAGUAAAUCUUAAAGACAUAGAAUCCGUUGCCACAUUGAAGUAUACCGCAGAUUAUGUACCAACUAUAACUGUCAAUUGGAUGAAACCGCCUACUGUACAGAUAAUCAGUUUGUUUAGUUUGGUGCAUAUACAGGUAAAGAAAAUUAAUGACGAAUUCCGCUUAAAAGCAACUCUUCUACCACCGCCGCAACAGUAGACAGAGAUUUAGGACAUUUUUAAUUGAUUUUAUAAUAAUUGGCAAUUUAUAUGAUUUAUCAGAAUCCAUUUUAAUGUAUGACAAAUUGUAAUAUUUUAAGAUUUUACGAAUACUCAUGUAUAUAUAUAUAUAUACAUGGAAAAAUUGGAAAUUUGGAGGAUUACAAAUAUUAAUUAGUGAAAAUACAGAAGACACAGUUUAACGAUCAUAGCUACACUGAGAAUGCAAUAAAAUCAUUUUUAAAUCAUUUUAAAAAUGAUUAACCUGUAUGAUGGAUAAAUUAUUAUUAUAUAUUUUUUUUA